AUGGGGGUGAAGCAUGCAAUAAAAAUCAAGAAAGUUGCAAACAUCUUGGACAAAAAGGGCUCAAAGAGGGCGAAUCCAGAGGACACACUAGAUCUUGACGAAAACCCGAGAAACACAGAGAGGUUUCUUCUGAAGCAUACCCUCCGGCCGCCAUAUAGCAUCAUCCUCGACACAAACUUCAUCAAUGACUGUAUAAGAAAGAAAUGCGAUAUCAGAGAGCAACUGAUGAAAGUAGUAAAUGCAAGCAUUAAGAUGUGUGUCCCAGAGUGUGUUGUCGGCGAGCUGGAGAAGCUGGGAAGGCCCUUCCGUGUUGCACUUGCAUUGAUCAGAGGCAACGAUGUCGAAAGACUCAAGUGCGAUCACAAGGGAACUUAUGCUGAUGACUGCAUCUUCAAUAGGGUCUCUGCACAUAGAUGUUACAUUGUUGCAACCUCAGAUACAGCGCUAAGGCAAAAAAUAAAGACAAUUCCUGGCGUGCCAUUGAUAACAUACAGAGGACAGAGAUGCUUUAUUGAAAGAUUCAUCCUUGCAGCUCUCUAG
This is a messenger RNA of Encephalitozoon hellem ATCC 50504, 540 nucleotides long. Its product is annotated as Fcf1 domain-containing protein. NCBI's taxonomy places the organism in Eukaryota, Fungi, Microsporidia, Unikaryonidae. The record is from RefSeq and is a predicted model, not a curated record. Bases 1 to 540 code for a protein of 179 amino acids. The transcript has a single exon. Gene Ontology annotation, cellular component: small-subunit processome; nucleolus.